Sordaria macrospora k-hell is the source of this 2127-nucleotide messenger RNA. Lineage: Eukaryota; Fungi; Ascomycota; Sordariomycetes; Sordariales; Sordariaceae. The record is from RefSeq and is a predicted model, not a curated record.
AUGAUCUGCCCAACAUGUAUCGAGACCUUUCAGCAGGCUAUUGACAAAUUCAAGCCGGACGGGCUGGUUCGUCAAACGCCCCAUCAUCGAACCGUUCAGGGCUUCAGUGCUUCGGUGAAGCAGGAUUGCUACUUGUGCACUCUGCUUUGGAACACACUGGAGGUAGUCCCGGACUGGUGGCCGACCUUCAAAAGUUCGUGGGAUAAGUAUCAACCGUCUCCAGAUGACGAUGACUGGGACCUUGUCGUGACAUCUCUCGGUCUAAGGGGACUUGGCUGGAAGGGGCAGCCACAGAGCAAGAGCUACGACAUAAGCAUCGCGUGCCACAUGCCAACCCAGAGCCGGGCCACCUACACUGUCACGAUGAUGACCUUCUGUCGACACUUGAGCCCAGCACAGCCUCUCCCCCUCUCCUUGCUUCUCGCCGGGUUAUGGUUGAAGAACUGUGCCGGAAGUCAUGAAAGAUGUAAUUCGCGCCAGGAAGACGAUGGCUGGCAUCCGACUCGUCUCCUAAGCAUUGGGCAAAACGAGCGCCUAGAGACAACAAUGCGCCUGAUAAACACAACCCACGAGAAGCCAACUGAACCCUAUGGGACAGUCACUCAUAGAUGGGGUUUUACGGUUGAGGAUAAAGAGCGUGUGAUCCUGACCCAAGCUACCUAUCCAAUGUUGGCCAAGGGAAUCUUGUUGUCAUCGAUGCCGCGCCUAUUCCAGGAUAUCAUCACUUUCGCCUAUCAACUGGGUUUACGAUACAUGUGGAUCGAUGCUUUUUGUAUCUUCCAGGAUAACAACAACAAUGACUGGCAACGAGAAUCUUCCCUGAUGCAGAAGGUCUAUACCAACUCUUACUGCAACAUAUCUGCUGCGGAUGCCAUCAGCUGGUCCGAGUCCCUGGUAAACCCUCGAAACACGGGUCUCAUUGCGUCUCCAGUCAUUGAAUUGAAGCGAAGUCGCGAAGAUGGAACUCCGGUUCCUGCUCCCCAGCAAUAUCUGGUAUUCGAUCCAACCUUCUGGAAGCGGGAGGUGACCGAAGCACUCGUCAACACUAGAGGCUGGGUUCUCCAGGAGCGUGUCCUAUCGCCUCGUAUUCUACACUUCGGCAAGCGACAAUUGAUGUGGGAAUGCUGCGAGCAUAGCGCGGCCGAAACAUUUCCUGACGGGCUCCAUCCUCGGAUAAUCGAAGCCGGACGCACCAUGUAUAAAGAUAACGACCUCUUCUUUGACACCAAAUUCUCAUACGCCGAGCAAAAAGGAGACGAGCUGAACCUGUACCAUCUCUGGGCUCGCUUAGUCGAGUCCUAUACAGCCUGCGAAUUAACCUUCCAAAGCGACAAGCUUGUUGCCUGCUCCGGUCUGGCCAAGAUCAUACAAGCACGCAUCGACGACGAAUACGUUGCCGGCAUGUGGCGCAAGUAUCUCGAACACGAGUUGCUUUGGCAGCCAUGCCUCCCCCACCCUUCCCAACCAAGAUCCGCGCUCCUUCCAACCGACAAGAAGAAAAGCCAUCUCCCAAGCUGGACCUGGGCCUCAAUCGACCGCCCUUGCACACGCGACCCAGUGCGGUACUACGACAACCUCCUCUUCAAAGUUGAGCACGUAGGCCUUACCUACGCAACCGACGAUCCAACCGGCGACAUCCUCCCAGGUGCCCGCCUCCAUCUCCGUGGCAUCCUCAUGCCCACCAAACUCCUCCAAACCACCCACGAACAGCCCGAAACCUACUGGAGGAUUGUCAUCGAAGGCAUCCAACUCGAAGGCGUCACGCGCUACGUCGAACGCUUCAUCCGGGCGCGGGAGCCCUUCAAGGACGGCUUUCCUGUCUCGCUCAACCGUUAUCAGGAAACCUUUGAGGAGGAAAAUGAAAACCAAAGGAUUUUCGCCAUGCCAGCGUGGAAGAACACCUAUGGAAUCGGCACGCAACGAAGUCUCAUGGCGAUUUUGCUGUUUCGCUUGCUGGAUGCGGAAAAGGGGGUGUAUGAACGGCUGGGGAUCUUCAAGCAGUAUGAUAAGAAUUGUGACUUGGUUCUUGCCAUGCGUGCUGAUGUGAAUGGGGAGAAGAAGGAGGAGAGGGAAAGGGUGCCGUGUGUGGAGUUCAGGGAGGGGAUGCAUUCUUUUGUUGUGGUUUGA